GAUAGAAAACCAAGUCGCACAUUUUUUGAAGUCUGAGGAGGUGUUUGACGGGGUCAAAUCACAAUUAAAAAAACAGUUUAUUGAGUCACUAUCCUUUUAUUUUGAAUAGUUCUCUAGAGCGUGCUAGAGCGGUAAUUCUACUUUGGAGGUCAUUGGUUCUCCAGAACAGUAACUACCUGGUGUUUUGAGACAAAGUAUAUUUAACUGCGAUCUGAAAAUAUCUUCACAAGAAUAUGGAAAAUGAUGAAGUUGUACUUACUGAUAGCACGAAGAAAAUUAAAGCUAUAAUCUUAAUUGGUGGUCCAUGUAAAGGGACUCGCUUUAGGCCACUUUCAUUGGAGUUGCCUAAACCACUUUUUCCAAUAGCUGGGUUUCCAGUUGUUUACCAUCAUAUUGAAGCCUUUUCCAAGUUACCGGGAUUGAGGGAAAUCAUUCUUUUGGGAUUUUACCAACCAAAUGAGGCUCUCAACCAGCUUAUUUCGAAUGCGCAGCACGAGUUUAAGGUUUCUGUUAGAUAUUUACAGGAGUUCACAUCACUAGGAACAGCUGGUGGUAUAUAUCAAUUCCGUGACCAAUUAUUAUCUGGAUCUCCGGAUUUGUUGUUCGUGAUGAAUGGUGAUGUAUGCUGUGAUUUACCUCUUGAGGAAAUGCUCGAGUUUCACAAAUGUUUGGGUACUGGGGAUCGGUUUUUAAUUAUGGCGACUGAUGCGACACGUCAACAGUCUAUGAAGUUCGGUUGUAUUGUUGAAGACCCCAACACCCAUGAAGUUAUGCAUUAUGUCGAGAAGCCAGCAACGUUCGUCAGCACAACAAUAAAUUGUGGUCUUUACCUAUUUACUCCUGGGAUAUUUAAAUUUAUUCGUAUAGCUUUUCUUGAACAUCAGAAUCAACUAAAUUAUGAUUUAAGACCUUCAUGCAAAGAAACUAUUCAUUUAGAACGAGAAAUAUGUCAACCGUUAGCUGGAAGUGGGACUUUAUUUGUUUAUCAUACCAAUCGGUUUUGGAGUCAAAUCAAAUUUGCUGGUGCUGUAAUCUACGCUAAUCGUCAUAUAUUGUCACUUUAUGAAAGAACCCAUCCUCAUAGACUUGCUAAAAUGUCAAUACCAAGUUCAUCAAACCUACAAAUGUUAGAUGAUCCCAUUAAUUCAUCAUUAGUUGUGAUGAAUGGCAAUUGCCAACCAUCGAUUUGUGGACCGAUCAUAAUUGGUCAUGUAUUCAUACAUCCAACUGCUUCAAUCGACCGAACAGCUGUUAUAGGACCCAACGUAAGUAUAGGUGAACGAGCUGUAAUACAAGCAGGAGUACGUCUACGAGAAUGCAUUGUACUCAGGGAUGUUGAGAUUCGUGCACACGCUUGUUGCCUGAAUGCAGUAAUUGGAUGGAAUACAGUUAUUGGGGAAUGGGCUCGUGUCGAAGGUACACCCAAUGAUCCUAAUCCUAAUAAGCAAUUUACCAAACUUGAAGUUUUACCUGUUUUCAAUGUUAAAGGUCAACUAAAUCCAUCCAUUACUGUGAUUGGCUCCAAUGUGGAAAUUCCUCCUGAAGUUAUUGUUCUGAACUGUAUAGUUCUACCACAUAAAGAAUUAUCACAAAGCGCUAGAAAUCAAAUUAUUUUAUGAUAUACAUGUAAUCAAUUUAUAUCAGUACACAAAUGUAUGUGUGUACGGAAGACAAUAUUGUGUAUACAAUUAAAGCAACUACCAACUAAUUUAUCUCAACUGUUUAUUUUCAUAUGUAUCUAUUAGGCGGUUUGGUUAAUGGUUAAAAAAAAAUUAGGAAAGUAUGUACAUUUUUACUUGGUACUUAUUUCUCGAAGAAAAAAAAACUAUUUACUUUAUUCUUUCUUAUAUACGUGACAAGCAUGAUAAUAUUUUCCUUUGGUUAUUUCAUUAUGAUUUAUUUAUCGUUUUGAUCUGUUUUCUUUUUUUUUGUUCAAAAAACCCAACUGUAAUUUGAUUUUAAACUUGUUUAUUGCUUUUUUUUUGUUUUUUUUUAAAAAAUUUUUUGUAUAAUUGGACUGAUCUUCUUUGUAUCCAUUGGUAAUGUACGAUAGUAGUUUUAAAUAGGAAUGACCGUUUCUAUCCUUUCUAUAUAUUAUUUUAUAAUAUCGUUUUUCAGUUUAAUACUAAUUCUCUUAUAUUAAUUUAUACGAAAGACAAUAAUUCAUCAUUAUUUAUUAUUAUCAUUGAUUCUAUUCAUUGGUUUGCUAUUUUAGUUCAAUAGUUUUUUUCUCUCUCUCUUUGUGUUUCUUAUUAUUCUAGUAUGAUUACGGAGCACUAAUAAACAUGUUUGUUUAACCCUUAAAUAUUGAAUUAAUCCAUUAAAAUUGAUGAAAUAAAUUUGUUUUGUUUUUUUCU
This is a messenger RNA of Schistosoma mattheei, 2357 nucleotides long. The record is from the annotation of a GenBank genome assembly. Lineage: Eukaryota; Metazoa; Platyhelminthes; Trematoda; Strigeidida; Schistosomatidae.